AUGUCUGGCUCAGACGUGGACGGAUCCGAUGGCGAAUACAUCUCCGACAACCAGUCCUCAGGCUCCUCCGACCAAGAAUCGCCGCCGCCGCCUCUGUCGCAAAACUACUUUGCACCUCCAUUCUACGGCCGGCCGCCCACGCCUCUGCCCCCGUCGCCAUCUCUCACGUCGCUCCUCCGCCCUUCGCGUCCGACAACUCCAGAUGCCUCGGACGAUGACAUUGCUCCCGUGCCGCGCACCGCGCCGAAAGUGCCGACGUACGAGUACUACGGCUUCGUGCUGUACCUGUUCAGCAGCCUCAUCUUCCUCAUGUACCUACUAUGGAGCUACCUCCCGGCGCCGUUCCUACAUGCGCUGGGCAUCUACUACUACCCGGACCGCUGGUGGGCGCUGGCCGUGCCGGCGUUCCUGGUGAUGACGGUGGUGUACAUUUACGUGGCGCUGGCGGCGUACAACCUGGAGAUCUUGACGGUGCCGAUGACGAGCGUGGAGACGAUUGUGGACGGGGCCGGGGCGCUGGCGAUGAUUGAUUCCAAGGGCAGGCUGAAGGGGAGCGGCAAGAGGGAGAAGAAGUGCGAGAGCAAUGGGAAGUUGAGGUGGAGGGAGGUUUGGAACGAGGGGACGGAUGCGGUGCUGGAUGUGCCGCUGGCGGGGGUCUGUGAGGUGCUGUAUGGGGAAGGGAGGGAUGUGUCUGAUGGCGAGGAGGAAAUAUUAUGA
This is a messenger RNA of Trichoderma gamsii, 717 nucleotides long. RefSeq lists its product as hypothetical. The coding region runs from base 1 to 717 and encodes 238 amino acids. The transcript has a single exon. NCBI's taxonomy places the organism in Eukaryota, Fungi, Ascomycota, Sordariomycetes, Hypocreales, Hypocreaceae. The record is from RefSeq and is a predicted model, not a curated record.